CUGGAGCUUGCGCAGUACUUAUCAUGGAGAAGAGGUGGAUGCAUGUUGCUGAAAAAGGGACCCUAUUUAUCUGCCCCUCCUCCCCAUGCAGUGAAGAGACACGGACGCAGGAUGUCACUGUGUCACAGCUACCACAUGAAGUAUUAUGGGUCAAGGCAGAGUACCAUGGGAAAGAGGUAAAAGGCCACCAAAGCCCCCAGAAACAGGAGCCCAAAGUCUUGCUGAGGGUUUGAUAUCCUGGCAGAUGCCACCGACCAGUAAUGAAUGCUGUCGGACAGAACAGUUUGCCUGGUGUGCUCACUCUUUCAUCUGUCCUAGAGAGAUAGAUGACACCCACCCUUGUGCUCCUCUGCUUCAGCUCUGUAGGGUGUGUGGCACAGGAGAAGGGGUGGAGCGUCACGCUUCAACCAGUAAUGCCUGGCAGAUACCCCAGCUGCACUCCACACGGACUCACUAGACAGCCAGCAGAAGCAGGAAGGAGUGAUUGGGCACCUUAGAAGUCCAUCAGCACAACAGGAGGUGGACUUUGGCCAUGGACCUGACUUUGGGUAUGGAAGCCCAGGCUCUCCUAGAAGACAUGUUGGAGAUCACUGCCCAGAGUCUUGUACCUAUGGAAGUGACAGAGCAUUACCAAGUCAUCAAGGAGCUGGGAAAGGGGAAAUAUGGCCAAGUGGUACUGGUGACGCACAGAAAGAGAGGGACUCCAAUGGCUCUCAAGCUGUUGCCUAAGGCAAGCACCAAGUUGCAGAACUUCUUGUAUGAAUAUUGUGUGGCACUUUCACUCUCUGUGCACCCUGCCAUCAUUGGCAUGUUUGGCAUUGCUAUAGAAUCCAGCCAACACUAUGGUUUUCUGUAUGAGGCAGCCCUGCACAAAGACCUGAUAUCCAUCAUCAAACCCAAGGCGGGGAUCCCUGAGCCAGCAGCUAAGCUCUGUGCCAAGCAGUUGGUGAGUGCACUGGACUUCAUCCACAGCCGAGGCCUUGUAUACCGAGAUGUGAAGCCCGAAAAUAUCCUGCUUUUUGACCGCCAUUGCCAUUGUAUUAAACUGACCGAUUUUGGCUUGACAAGACCCCAAGGUACCUUGUUGCGUCUUGUAGCUGGCAUCAUCCCCUACACUGCCCCUGAGCUGAGCCGUGGCACUGGCGAUACCCCAGGCCUGCCCAUUGAUGCCAGCUUGGAUGCCUGGGCUCUUGGGGUGUUGAUCUUCUGCCUGCUCACCGGCUACUUCCCUUGGGAGAAGACAGUGCCUGAGGAUUCAUUCUUUGAUGACUUUUUGAUCUGGCAGGAAUCUGGCUUGGAUGAAGAUUUACCUUAUCACUGGCGCCCGCUCUCAAAAGAUGCCAUCGCAAUGUUACAGAACCUCUUGGCUCUGGAUCCCACAAAGCGUGGCCCAAUCCGCCGGGUGCUCAGCUACCUUGAUCGGCCAUGGCGAGCAGAGGCGAGCCCCAAAGAUCCCCUGGUGACAGUGCAAUAAAGCUGAAACAAUUUGAUAGGCAGGGGGAGAAGAGCAUUAAACUCCCCCUAUUGUGGGGUGGGAAGAGAAAUAUGUUCAACUGCAAUUUCCAUUUCACCUGGCCAGUAUAGCCACUGAAGAGUGGAGUCAUAGUCCAAUCCCAUCUGGAACAAAAGUGAGCAAACUGGCUCAUGGCCUGCACGUAAGGCUGUUGGGGCCCCUCAAGAGGAAACCUAAGACUUCAUCAGAUCAUUGGGAGAGAAGCAGGGAAAAGUGUUGUGAAAAGUGGAGAUCCGUCGUAUCCCUUUUUCUCCUGGCAAAGUCCAUCUUUGACGAUAGCCAAACAACUCACAACCUUCUUCCCGCUUCCCCCACACUUUCAUGAGUCAGGAAUCGGGUAACAUUAAAAUUGAAUCUUCUCUCCGUUUUAGCAUGCUGGCAAGAUGGAUUCCCAUGGAUGGCCACUGGAAGUAGCUGUGUGGCCUCAGGGGGACUCUAUUUUGCCAAUGUGCUAAAACGAAGAGAAAACGAAGGGAAACUUCCAUGUGAUAAGGUCCCUAGAACGCUUCAAAAAUGGGGAAAAAGUUUUUUGUUUUACUCAAAAGUUCCCCAUGCUCAAUUUUACCAUGUUUACCAGGUUCGUUCAAAACCCCUCCAACAGUCUAGUGGAUAAAAGCAAGGCAAACCUCAAAAAGGUAAUGAAAUUAAAAUUAAGAGUACUAUGUAAAAACUGAAAGACCUGCAGUGUCUUAAUUUUAAUUUACAAACUUUUAAAGCUACAAACUUUGGCAAAUUUUAUACUUUAUCUAGAGGAAUUUUUUAAUCUUAAUGCUAAUGCAAUGUUGGUGGCAGAAAUUCCAUGGGUGGGGAGAGAAUCAGUCUGUAAACUGCUUUUCAAUUAUUCAAACCAGAAGUCCAGAAAUUUGAAUCUCUACAAAACAUUUUGCAACAGAUGUAUUGUGGGAUAUACAUUUUGAAGAGAUGAAAACAUACCUUCCAACAUUUGAUAGUUGAAAUCUGAACAUGAACACACAAGCUAGAAGAGGCUAUAGCAGUUUGCCUUUUAGUCUAUUGGAAGUGCAAAAUUCUGCUACCACUUUCCCAGAUAGAAUUACUUGAGUACAAACUACUUUUGCAUUUUGAAUUUAUUUUUUUACCAACUGGGGUAAGUUGAGAACAAUGAGUGAAAAUGAAAGAAGGAAUUUUUAAAAGCAUCUUAAAAAGUUGAUAAAAUGAAUUGGGACAACCCUUAACUGUAUUGUGAAGGAGUUCCCCCUACCCAUAGUAUGUGGCAAGAGAAUGCUUAAGGCAUGAUAUUAGAAGAAUUCAGCUGUGUGUCUGUAUCUGCCGUGUUCAAAAAUGCAUGCACAAUUGUUUUAUUACAUUUCUUUGUUUUCCAACGUUUCAUGAAUAAAUCUUUCUUUUUUAAAAUUAAAAAUUAAUAUAACAUAAA
Anolis sagrei ordinatus is the source of this 2906-nucleotide messenger RNA. Its product is annotated as serine/threonine-protein kinase SBK2-like. Lineage: Eukaryota; Metazoa; Chordata; Lepidosauria; Squamata; Anolidae. Gene Ontology annotation, biological process: peptidyl-threonine phosphorylation; peptidyl-serine phosphorylation. Gene Ontology annotation, molecular function: ATP binding; protein serine/threonine kinase activity. The record is from RefSeq and is a predicted model, not a curated record.